AUGUUAGCUGCAAGAAAUGGCUGACAGCUUGGAGCUUGUAUGACUGCAGGCAUUGAUGCAGACAGAGCACUGCCCCACGUCAGGUCUAUUGCAUCCAUGUUACUGUUCAGUGACAUAUGCAUCAGAACAUUAACCUUUCAAAAACAGUCUUUUUCCCUGCUUUCAUAUGCAAGAUGGAUUUUGCACCAAUAACAAAAAGCACUCUGGAGAUUAAUUUUACACUGGUUCUGUCUAAACAUCAAUGAUUCUGACCAUUAAAUCAUUCGUUCCAUGUGUGUUCUUACAGUUGUUGUGUCUCCCCAGGACUGACUUUCCAUGAUGUUGAGAGGAGUCGCUCACAGUGCAAAAGACACAUUCACUCUUCUGUUGUCAAGAUCUCAGAGCUGUAACCUGGGACUAAAGUUUUCAUCAGUAUGGCCUGACAGAACAAACAGAAGCUUCCUAAUACAUUCCAGUUACACAACUGAUACAAAGUCAAGAGAGGAAAAUAAAAAAACCCUUGAGAAUCUCUACAGUUUGUCAGUUGACAUCACGAAGAUACGCAGACUGAAAGAAUGGGUUCUCCUCCAGGAUGUGGCCUAUGUUAAAGAAAUUGCUGGUAUCCUACAGGAAAUGGGAGCAGAUGAGACCACUGUAGCCAACAUUAUAGAACGCUGCCCUGAGGCAAUUCUCCACACCCCAGCAGAGAUAAAGUCUCAAAGAGCUUUAUGGCAAUUAGUAUGCCAGAAUGAAAAACAGCUGAUUAAAUUAAUAGAGCAAUUUCCAGAGUCUUUUUUUACUACUGAGUAUCAGCAGAACCAGAAGGCAAACAUACUGUUUUUUCAAGAGCUGGGACUUAAGAAUAAUAUAAUCACCAGGUUCUUAACAAGUGCACCCAAUAUUUUCUACAACCCUGUUGAGAAAAACAAAAAUGUGAUAGAGACAUUACAAAGAAAUUAUUUAAAUUUAGGGGGUUCUGCAGCAAAUAUGAAGAUCUGGAUACUGAAGCUAUUGAGUCAAAAUCCAUUUAUUUUAUUAAAUACUUCCACUGCAAUCCAGGAGAACUUGGAAUUUCUCCAAAAGAAUGAUUUCACUGACCAGGAAGUUCUACAGCUGCUGUCCAAACUUAAAGGCUUCAUUUUUCAACUUAAUUCUACCACUAUGCAGAAGAGCAUGCUUUUCUCCAAAAACAUCUUCAAAUGCAGUGAUCAAGAACUGAAACAACUAGUGCUGAAAUGCCCAGCCCUUCUCUACUAUUCUGUUCCAGUUUUGGAAGAAAGACUGGAAGGAUUACUGAAGGAAGGAAUUUCUAUAGCACAGAUUAGAGAGACACCAAUGGUGCUGGAGUUGACAACACAGAUCGUUCAGUACAGAAUUAAAAAGCUCUCUGCAUUAGGAUACGAUAUAAAGAGUGGAAAUCUAGAAAGCUUGAAUGGUACUAAAAAAGAUUUUGAAGUCACUUAUGGAUUCGUUUGCAAUAAAACCCCAGGAAAUCUCCCAGUCACCAAAACACUGUAUUGCUGAAAUCCUCAUCUUUUGAUGGUGACUGUGGACCAGCCUGUGAGUAAGUCUUUCACUGCCUAGAGAGCAGUCAGGCAUACAAGCUGCCUUCAUAAACAUUUCCCCUUUUGGAACAGGGACUGGAAAAAGGAAAGUGAAAUAAAGCCACCACAAAAACAAUCCCAAGACAAAAGAAGAACCUCAUUCCCCCGGAAAAUUUCAGUUCCAUAUUCCAUUCAGCUCACUAUGAUCUUAAAACUGGGUAUUCCCAAGCAUCAUUGACCAGGGCAAAAGAAAAUUAGUGCAAAGAAUGUUGUGCUGCAUCUGUGCACAGCUUACACACUGAAGUUACAGCUUUUGUUAAGAGCUGUUUGGUGCUAAGUAGAUAUAAAUAAAAGAUGCUCUGGAGCAUGGUACUGUGGGAAGAUUUAUACCUAAGUACGCCUUUCUCCACAAAACUAAGGAAGCUUUCAAAUGUCUGAAACAGUAACAAUUUAAUGUUUCACAGGUGCCAGGACAGAAUUGGAACAGUUUUUAAGAUGAAGCAAGUUUCAUAAAUGAAAACACACAGGAUAUAGGACAAAGCUCUUUGAAAACUAAAACCACAUGCCAUGUAAAAGUGUUUCAGUUACAAGACUCAAAAUAAUAGCUACAGGAUAUGUUAAGAACAAAAUAUAAUGAAGUGUUGGCAACUCUUUACAUACCUAACAUUGCUUAUCUCAGACCACACUUGUUUUACUUCAAGUUUCAUAGUUUAAAAUUAAAGAAUUUAAUAAAAAAAUGGGUAUGACCAGUUCAACAUUCCCAUUUACAGAAAAACUGUAGGAAGAGUUUGUGCUCCAAACAGGUGACUCCUAAAGAGUUCAGUGGCAGCACUUGGGGGAUACUGCUACAUUGGAAAUUGCAGGGGAGGAGACCAUACUAAGUUAUAUGCUGCAGCAAGAUUGCCUCUGAUAUCCAGGCUAGCUCAUUUCUAGAGCUAACUGCUACCUCUAAACAAUACUAUAUUCUAUGCAAUUUGCUCUUGACUAUAAAAACAUAGUUAAAGCCUUCCAUUUGUUGCAUCAACUUACCUCAUUACACCCUUGCAGCAGAUCAGAACCAAGCAGCUGGUGCAUCUAACAGAAGGAGCAGAUGCCAUUUCUUGGCCUUUUGCUCUCCCCACCGCCCCAAGUUCCCAUGCUUACAAGUAUCAUGCUUCCAACAGAUACGAUUUCUGACAUAAAAUAAAGUUCUUACAGAGUGCAGCUGAAGUACCAAUGGCUCAGAGACUGGAUGACUACAGUACCCUAACUGAGACAUGGUAUAUUCCCAACAUCCAUGAACAGAGGACUAAGUUUGACAAGUGAUAUGUUUCAGGUUUUUUU
Molecule: messenger RNA, 2846 nt
Organism: Ficedula albicollis (Collared flycatcher)
Lineage: Eukaryota; Metazoa; Chordata; Aves; Passeriformes; Muscicapidae
Gene: MTERF2
Product: mitochondrial transcription termination factor 2
Exons: 2
Coding region: 316-1503 (395 amino acids)
Biological process (GO): termination of mitochondrial transcription; regulation of DNA-templated transcription
Cellular component (GO): mitochondrial matrix
Molecular function (GO): double-stranded DNA binding
Source: RefSeq, a predicted model, not a curated record